This is a messenger RNA of Trichosurus vulpecula (common brushtail), 2814 nucleotides long. RefSeq names its product X-ray repair cross complementing 6 (gene XRCC6). The transcript is spliced from 13 exons. Gene Ontology annotation, molecular function: DNA helicase activity; telomeric repeat DNA binding; damaged DNA binding. The coding region runs from base 926 to 2743 and encodes 605 amino acids. The record is from RefSeq and is a predicted model, not a curated record. Gene Ontology annotation, cellular component: Ku70:Ku80 complex; nucleus. Gene Ontology annotation, biological process: telomere maintenance; cellular response to X-ray; cellular response to gamma radiation. NCBI's taxonomy places the organism in Eukaryota, Metazoa, Chordata, Mammalia, Diprotodontia, Phalangeridae.
GGAUUUCUUGCGCAUGUGCAAGAUGAAACUUUUCCCCACGCCUGCGGAAGAGUGAGGCUCCCCUGGAAGAAAGUCGCCCAAGUAGUGGGUGAGCUGGGGGGGAAGGUAGUUUCUACGCAUGUGCUGUAAGCUCCUUUGGCAUUUCACCCAGCCUGUGGAGUUUCUCACCACCCCCAUUACUUCGUAUUUAUUUUGCAUCUACCUGGCUUGUAGUCCAUAUCCAUUCCUCCCUCAAUAGAAAUGUUUGUAUCCUCUGUGCUCAUGAGGGUCCGGGUCCGGUGCUCUGUCCAUUGGGCCCCCUAGCUGCUUUACCAAGUACAUCGUAGGCACUUAAGGUGCGGUCCUAGGCUCUGGUUUCAAAUAUGGGGGUGAUUCUGUCCUCGAGGAGCGCUUGGAUUUUAUUAUACGUACACAGAAAAAGAAAUAGAUACAAAGUGAUUGUGUAGGAGAGGACUAAGCUGCGUCGAUCGCGACGGGUUUCCUGUAGGAGUGGGCACUUGGCUGUUCUAGAAGAAACGUAGAGAUUUCAGGAGAGGAGAAGAGGGAGCACGCUCCAGGCCUCGCGUACAGCCGGUGCGAAGGAACAGAGGAGGUAUUCCCGGAAGAGUGCUCCGACUUGGGGCUGCACAGGGAGCAGGACCGGGCCUUACCGUCUGCGCAUGUGCGCUACGCUACCGUUUCCCCAGACUUCCUCCCACGGACGCCGGCGAAGGGGCGGGGCUUUGAUUGUUUGGAUUAGAGACUAAGGAGGCGGGGGAGGAGGGCUGCACGUGCGGGGCCGCGGUCCCUGCGCCGCGGAGCGAGCAGAUUGGUGGACAGCGGCAUCUCGCGCGUGCGCACUGGAGGGAAAGUCUCCGCUGGAGUUGUCUCCUCGUCGGUUUUCGCGCUGCACCCUCAUUCUCUGGGCUCCGGGCCCCCGAGGAUCAUGUCCGGGUGGGAGUCGUACUACAGAAACGAGGGCGAGGAGGAGGAGCCGGAGCCGGAGGAGGGGGCCGAGGCGGAAGGAAGCUAUAAGUAUUCUGGACGGGACAGUUUGAUUUUCUUGGUUGAUGCCUCCAAGGCUAUGUUUGAGGCCCAGGAUGAAGAUCGAGGAACUUCUUUUGACCUAACCAUCCAGUGCAUCCAGAGUGUGUAUACCAGCAAGAUCAUUGGCAGUGACCGAGACCUCUUGGCCGUGGUCUUCUAUGGCACUGACAAAGACAAGAACUCGGUGAAUUUCAAAAGUGUUUAUGUCCUUCACGAGUUGGAUACCCCAGGUGCAAAACGAAUACUUGAGCUUGACCAGUUUAAGGGAGAAAAAGGAGAGAAACAUUUCCAGGAACUGAUUGGCCAUGGCUCAGACUAUUCCCUGAGUGAGGCCCUCUGGGUCUGCGCCAACCUCUUCAGUGGGGUCCGGCUCAAGAUGAGUCACAAGCGGAUCAUGCUAUUCACCAAUGAUGACAAUCCUCAUGGCAAGGAUAGCGCCAAGGCCAAUCAGGCCAAGACCAAAGCCAGCGACCUCCGUGACACAGGUAUCAUCCUCGACCUUAUGAACCUGAAGAAGCCUGGGGGGUUUGAUAUUUCCUUAUUCUACAGGGACAUCAUCACCCCAGCCGAGGAUGAGGACCUUGGGGUUCACUUUGAGGAGUCAGGCAGGCUAGAAGACCUCCUGAGGAAGGUUCGGAUCAAGGAGACCCGGAAACGCCCUUUGGCCAGACUGAAGCUAAAACUGGGCAAGGAUGUGGCCCUGACCGUUGGCAUUUUUAAUAUGGUCCAGAAGGCUUUCAAGCCUCCUCCUGUCAGGCUGUAUCGGGAAACAAACGAACAGGUGAAAACCAAGACCCGAACAUUUAACGUGGAAACGGGUGGCCUGCUCCUGCCCAGCGACACCAAGAGGGCUCAGGUCUAUGGAGGCCGUCAGAUUGUGAUGGAGAAGGAGGAGACGGAAGAGCUGAAGAAAUUUGAUGAGCCCGGCUUGGUUCUCAUUGGCUUCAAGCCUCUGUUUAUGCUGAAGCAGCAUCAUUUCCUGAGGCCUUCUCUGUUUGUGUACCCAGAGGAAUCCCUGGUUAAUGGAAGUACAACCCUGUUCAGUGCUUUACUCACCAAGUGCCUGGAGAAGGAGGUGUUGGCACUGUGCAGAUACACCCCCCGCCAGAACAGCCCCCCAUGUUUUGUGGCCCUGGUGCCCCAGGAGGAAUUGCUGGAUGCCCAGAGAGUUCAGGUGACUCCUCCAGGCUUUGAGCUCGUCUUCCUGCCCUAUGCUGAUGACAAAAGGAAGGUGCCCUUUACUGAGAAAGUCACCGCCAACCCAGAGCAGGUGGCCAAGAUGAAGGCGAUUGUCCAGAAACUGCGUUUCAAGUAUCGGAGUGACAGCUUUGAGAACCCUGUGCUGCAGCAGCAUUUCAGAAACCUGGAGGCCUUGGCACUGGACCUGACGGAGCCUGAGUACGCCCCAGACCUGACAUUGCCCAAGGUUGAAGCAAUGGACCUCAGGCUGGGCAGCCUGGUGGAGGAGUUCAAGGAGCUCGUCUACCCCCCUGACUACAACCCUGAGAGGAAGGCCGAGAAGCGGAAAAGAGACAGCAGCGAUCCUGGAGAGAAGCUGUCCGAAGAGGAGCUCAAGGCCCACGUUCAGAAGGGCACCCUGGGCAAGCUCACAGUGUCCGUCCUCAAAGAGGCUUGCCGCACGUACCGGCUCAAGGCCAGCAGCACCAAGAAGCAAGAGCUCCUGGACCUGCUGACGCAGCAUUUCCAGGCGGCCUGAUGGGCCCUUGGAUCCUUGAUCUUGCCCCGCCUCUCUUGUUCACCAAUAAAGAGAACUGCUUUUCUUUGGGA